Messenger RNA from Porites evermanni, 12369 nucleotides. The record is from the annotation of a GenBank genome assembly. NCBI's taxonomy places the organism in Eukaryota, Metazoa, Cnidaria, Anthozoa, Scleractinia, Poritidae.
AUGGCGGCCGCAAACGAGAAUCAAGGCUUGGAAGACUUCCUAGAAAACGAGGGCACACCGGCUGGAGCUCUGGUUCUUACUGCGUUGAUGACAACAGCAACGCAACCGCUUACAUGUGUUAGACUGUUGAUGCAGGUAGUUUUCUAUGUUCUAUGAGGAAUGUUCAAUAGUGCUUUCGCUUUAUCUUCAUUCACUUCAAUGUACCGGCUUGCAAUUUGGAAAUGCUGAGUUAAAGUCAAAGAGACAUGAAGUCCUCGUAUGUGACCUUUGAAAUUCUGAUAACGUUUAUUUUUGGUUGAGCAAUUGUGAUGGGCUAUUUACUAUGCAGAUUUUUGGUGCACAAAGUGAAAACAUAUGCAUCAAUCAAUUUCAGCUGCGUUUGAGUCUAGAUCCCCAUCCCAAAAAUACUAAAGUACCCCGAUAACAUUCACCCUCUAUUCCUUAAAUCUUCUUUUGCCUCAUAAAAUAGGCUAAAACAAUGUGCUGAGUUUGUGAUUAGCUGUAUGUCAAUGUUAGAGGGUUAGAUGGGAGGAUCACAGUUUUAAGGAAGCUUCCCAUUUCCUUUCUUUGUGUUUCAAUUCAAGGUUGGUCAUGAGCCAAUUCCCCCAGCUCCAUCAAGAACAUUUUUAGGAACAAAAGUGCUAAGAUUACCAAGUUUCUUUCAGUAUGGUAAGUUGUGCAAGACUGCAAAGAGUCUUUUGAGACAUCCUGCUAAUGAGUUAUGGUUCAGGUAUCAAAUGCCUACUGGAGUAGGGUUACCAAACCAAUAGACUUGGUGUAGAAGUGGGAGGGGGGGGGGGGGGGGGGGGGGGUGAAGGGCCACAAAAAAAUGGGUAAGAGGAGGGGAUUUCCCUUUCCCCGUUGGACGGAAUUUAUAUGAAUUACAGAAAAGCCCUUGGAAUAAACUAUGUGAAUGAAUGAGAUUGUUGAAAUAUCGUAUGUGUUAUGGAUUGUGUAGGGGCGGAAGAUGGGAAAGGGUGGUUUGAGGAGUGGUGAGUGGGGGAGGUUUGUUGCGGGUGUGAGGUGCAGGGGGGGAGGGGGUGCAAAAAUAAGUGGGUUGGGUGGGAGGGGGGGGGGGGGGGGGGAGUGGAGGGGGGUUGAAGGGCACACAAAAAUUGGUAAGACGAUGUGCAUUGCCUUUCUCCGCUUGACUGAAAUUAUAUUGAAUACAGUAGAAGCUCUGGUAAGCAGACACCCUCAGAACGUGAAAAAGUUCUCCGUAAAUGCAGCUGGCCACUUACAAGUUUGGUUUUCUGGUCCUUUGUAGCCAUUUGAGGUGUAAGGGUUAGAUGGCCACUUAGAGGAGCUUGGUCAGCUACAAAUAAAAAUUGGGAUUGCAAAAACUUUUUUGUUAGUGUUUGGCUAUACUUUUUUUCUAACCUGAGUAUCAGGCUUUCUUGUCAGGGGCGGAUCCAGAAUUUUUCUUGGAACUGACUGGUGACUUAAACAACUUUUAAAAGUGAAUACGAAGAAGGCUUUUGAUUAGGCAAUAACAUAAUGUUAACUUGCUGAGAAUACACAGCAUGCAUAUCUGCAUAUUUUGCAGAAUACCAGUUGUAUUGGAAAGCCGCAGAUCAUCUCCAGGGGGGGGGGGGGAUGUGUGUAUCCCCUGCACCCUCCCCCUAUUUCUGCCCCUGCUUGGCCUGGUACUCAGGUUACUUUUGUUCUGACAAUGUUGAAAUUUAGACACAGGCAUAAUAUUCAAGUGGUUCUUUGAAGUGAAACUACUUGUGUAUAUGUGAAAUGUUAGUACAUUGAAACUGAUGUGAAUUCAUCGUGAAGAAGGGCAAUUUGAAUUUUGAAUAUUAAAAUACUAGAUUCAAAGGAGACUGAGAUUUCAUUUUGGGUGUCGCUUAUGGGAGAUUAAAAGCCAAAAUCAGACUCGUAUACCCCAAGAGUGUCUGUGGCCCCUUACGGGAAAUAUGUAACAAUACGUAGUUUUCAUGGGAGUUGAAAUGGGGUUUUGUAAGUAUAGCUGUCCACUUACAAGUGUGUCUCCUAGAAGAGCUUCCACUGUACUGCAUUCAUGCAGACUAACAACUGGUUUAUAUUUUAUUUUUAUUAGUUGUUUUGAUUUAUAUUAUAAUAGCAAAUCACAUCAAGAAGUUGGAUGGAUGGAGUGGAUUGUACCGAGGAUUACUGCCAAGAGUUUACUCAUCUAUGAUUGGAACUCUUGUAAACCAUACUGUUUUACAGGUACGAAAGCACCCAGGAAGAUGGUCAACUCCCCUGGUGACAACAUCAUUUGCAUCAUAGAGUUACAUAUAUCUACCUUCAUGUAGAGUCAGUAAAAAAAAAAUGACUGAAACAUAACAGGCACCAACUCAAGGUGUGCAUCAUUGAAAUGCUCAUUGUAUAGGGGGGUUAAACUAGUUACAGUGGCCUGGGAAAAUCAAAGCUAAGAAAUCAAAAGAAUCAGAUUUCGUCGUGUUAAAUAUUAAGAAAUGAAUAGCAGUCUGCAGAUUGUUCUGCCAAAGUGGUUUCAUUUGAUUUGUAACACCAUACUUACUUACUUACUUACACGGAUUUAAAAGUUAGAGUGACUAGUAGUUUUACCCUUAAACUGGUCUAAAACCCUAAAAAAUAAUGUUUCAUGUUUUACUUUCCACUGAAUUUCAUUUCUGGGUUCAAAAUCUUCUAGACCCAAAACAGACUGCUUUAUGCCUAAAGAUAUAUAUGCAGUAAGGUGUCUUGACUACUUUGGCCUUGUCACAUAUAUAUACCUGCCAACUUUUUCGGAGUCAAAUGCGUGAGAUUUUCUCCUUGUCAUGACCGGGAUUUCAGAAAACGUUCCAGCAACUUCCAAUGAUUUUCUGAGGACUUCCAAACGUUGCUGAAAAUGUUCGAAGAUGUUCCUACAACCUCUUAGCACUUCCAAAGCUCUUUAAAAACAACAAUGUUAGUGUGUUUUGAUUUCAUUAGAACACAAAGUCAUCAUUCCUCGCCUUUUUGGAAUAUUUUCGUGGAAAUUGAAAUGAAUUUUUGUUAUUAAUCAUGUGAGAACAAUGUUUGUCCAGACUUGUGAGUCAGGUGGGAGGAAUUGUCCUUGAUGUCUAAGAUCUAUGUCUUUUGUCUGCAGGCAUGAGACUCACCCAUAAUUCAUGAGAGUUGGCAGGUAUACAUACACAGACAUGAGAAAAUAUUGUGUCACGGUUCAACCCGCUGUAAAAUGUUGACAAUAGUAGUUUGCAAACCUUGUUCACAGCUGUUUAUUUUUUUUUUUCAAGUAACAACCCUUUUUUGCAAAGCGUAAUUUAUUUUUGUAUUAUUACUGUUAUUGUUUGUGCUCACCAGGCCAUAUCUACGAAAGGCAACACACUCGUUCCCAUUGUAAAUCGAGAAAACAAGGUUUGUUUCCUUUUUAAUGGUCAACACCUUGGUAAUUACUUUUAUAGUUAAGGUAUUUACUUUAAGGUAAGAUUUGUCAAUUCGAUUUUUAAAUAUCAUUAAUUUUGUGGGAGUGUUCUUAGUACUCUGCCACUCAAGUCAACUCAAGUUAUAGUUUAAUUCAUUGAAAAAUUCAGGGGGGAUACUCUCAACUAUUGUUUUUUCUGGCCCCAGUGCGGAUAGAGCCAAAGGACUUUUUCGAUUUUGAAAGUUUGGUCACAAAAGAGAGACUCUCUCCUCCACAGAGGCUCCCGUUUGGUAUUCUUUUCUCCCUGUCUCCAGGCUCUCUACGAAAAACACAGAGGUCUCUGCGGAGGGGAGAGGAAGAGAAACAGAAUGUUUUAGGGGCAUGGUCUAACAAUCAGAUUAUUUGGGGUUGACUUUGUUCAGGCUCAAUUUCAAUCCUUUUACAUUUGGGUGCCACAUCAUGGGUCAGAGUGAGAGCAGUCUUCUUAAAGCUGACUGACAUCAGCAUUAAUUAUUUUUUAUUGCACAGUAUGCAUAUAGGGUUCACAAGUACAUUAAAAAAUAUUGUUAAACCUUUUGUCCGUUACUUUCUACUAUGGGUCUUGAAAACUAACUUUAAAAUACCAUGCAGCAGUAAGGAUGGAAACCAGAGUUCUCAAUUUAGGAUUUGAAGUAGGUGUCUGUCCCGCCUUAAGUGGUCGUCUGUCACGGACUGGGGCCAAAAACUAGGAAGGGAAAAGCAGCAAAUAGAAUGCAAAGUAAGUGGCUACAAGUUCCACAGUAGGCGAUGAUCAAUUGCCAGGUGCUGGCUUCUAUUGGGAACCCUGUAUAAACCAGUACUGUACUUUAUAAACCAACUCUAGGGAAAUUGUUUUGGCAAAAAACUCAUCAUCGUCAGGGAGUUUUUGAGAAAUAAAUUUUAUUGAGGCCUCUCUUAAACCACCCCACCUCUUCAUAACGAUAAUACUUGAGCGUUUUUCUUGUGACAUACUUUUUGUUUCUUUGUUUCUUCAAUUUUUAGACCAAACAGGAAGAGUUAAAAGAGUUUGCUCAAGAGGUGAGUCAUCUGCAUCAAAACUCUUUAUCCCCUUAUUCUGGCAAUUUUUUGAUAAAAGUUUCCAGUGAAAAUGUUUAAAAUAUUGUGAUUGCAUUAUUGAGUACAUUGGAACCUUGAUAAAACGAACCCCUACAUGUAUGUAACAAGUCCUUGGUACUGAUAUUAUUAAGCAUCCCUUUAGUUGUACUUGAGUCCCCUGCUCUUGCCCCUGGGUAUCAGAAAGGCGUAUAGUGGGUUUGAGAGUAUGCUUAGUGGAAAGUGAUGCAUACAGUUGCGUUAAAAUUUCAUGUCUCAGGCAGGGCUGUCAUGUAAGACUGAAGAUCACAAUUUGGGGAUUUCCCCGAGCUAGUUACUUUCAUGGGAAACAAAAUGUAAACAGAAUCAAAUGAAAUUCCUAACUGUUCAAUUCCCUACGUAAUGAAUAAAUUGCUCAGAGUUUGUACAGGUCAUGGAAACCUGGAAAGCCAUGGAAUGUAAGAAAUUCAUUUUCCAGGACUGGAAAGUCAUGAAAUUUAAAUGUUGGUCCUUGAAAGUCAUGGAAAAUUAAAGUUUUGUUUGGUAAAGUUAGUUACCGCAGAUAACAAGGCAAGGACAAUGGAAGAUAAAGAGGAGUAAUGCAUGUCGUGUGUACUGUUUAAUUAUUAAACAGUACACACAACAUGCAUUUUGGUUGACACCAGAGUUUAUGUCUGUUAAACUGUUAAGGUCAAAAAAUACCCUAAAACAAGGAAAGUUUUUAAAAUUUUUGAAACUGACAGCUAAACUUAAGGUCAUGGAAAACUCAAAAAGGUCAUGAAAAAAGUCAUGGAAUUUGUAGAGCUGAAAAGAGUAUGAACCCUAAUUGCAAUACCUGGCAACUUGAAAUCUUAGUGAUAGUCUUGCCAGCGCCGUGCCUUGUACCAGUAAAUUAUUCAACUCAUGGCUAUGUUGCAUGUCAAAAUUAGAUUCAGGUUAAAAUAUUUAAACAGAAUCCACAACGAUUCACUAAGCAACAGAUCCACAAAGAUCAGCUCAAAAAUGCCAGUGUGAGAUGCAACGUAAGUCACAAGAUAAGCAAAAGGCGCCUGCGGUCACCCCUCAGGUCAUGUACGCUGGAGGAGGAGACCGCUUGCAAUUUAACUUUGCCUAAAUUACAUUUAGCCACAUUUAUAAUUUGAAACCCUAGUUUGAUUCUCAAUUUCCUUUGUCUCCUAGCCCUAACUAUUAUUGAGUUAGGACUAGGGGACAAAGGAAAUUGAUAUAAUCAAUUGAGGUUUAAAAAAGUUAAAUUUAAUUUUUACCUGUAACAUCUAUCUUGGUGUCAAUUAUUUACUUUAGUUUGGUGGUGCUUUUUUCUGGUAAAAUGAUUUUACCAGAAAAAAGCACCACAAUUAAGGGAAAGACCUAAAUGUUUAUUUUUCUUGUCAGUAGCAACUUAUUUUUUGCAUUUGCAUUUUUCAGACUUGUAUGCAGGUAGUAGCAAAAAGCAGUGCUCUCAUAAUCAGUCAUCCAUUUUAUGGUAAGUCUCUUUGUUUUAACUUCAGAACUCAUGGCUCUCUUUUAAUCCAAAACUUUACAAGGUACCUUUCAAUAUUAUCUGUGUUUUUUACUUUCAGUUAUCUCCGUUCGGAUGAUGGUCCAGUUUGUUGGAAAGGAGACAAUUUAUAGGUCAGCUGUUUUGAAUCAGUUUUUACAUAAAAAAAUUUUAUAUUUUGCUCAGAAAAAACCAAACCUCCAUUUCAUGGUCAAUUCAACAUCCAGCCAUUAUGUACUCUUAGGACACUGACCGAUAUUUCAUAGUUACAGUAUUGUGCAAUGAAUUAUAUGAUAUUAUUAUAUAGACACGAGUGUUUUACUGAAAAAUAUACCACUCAUAAAAUUCAUAAAAACUACAUCCAGGACCUGAGUGGUUUAUUUUCCAUAAUCUCACACAUGAGUUUAUCGAUGAUGUAAUUUUGGUAAUUUCCCUCUAUUAUUAAUAUUUAUUGAUAUCAUUUUGUCUAUCUAAUAAAAAAAAUAUUACCCGGUGGCUUGAAGAUAUGAAUUUUAUUUUCUUGUGGCAAAAACAAUAUUUUGCUCACUCACUGCACUCGUUAGUAAAAUAUUGUUUUGCCACUCGAAAAUAAAAUUCAUAUCUUUGGGCCACCGGGUAAUAUCCUCUAUUUAUAUUGUUGUGUCAUGACCAAUCAAAUAAGUGAUCAGGACAUGAAGGCAAACUACAAACAACAACCUAUUUACCAUUGCUGCUUAAAGUUUAUAAGCGGGUUAAGCAUAAUUAUCCAGGUGAAGAUAGGCCUGAAUAGGACUGUUGUUGACAGUGACUGACAUUUCAAGAGACUGUGUGGAAUAAUGAUUGGGUCUAUCCUGUUGACAUAACAUUCCAGAAAUAAUUUUGGCAUUUUUAGUUUUCUUAGUUUGAUGGCAAAUGAUAAAUGUUUUAUGAAAUGCUAAAAACUGAAAUUAUUGAUAGAGUACUAAAUGUUAGAGCACUCCCCAAAAUAACUGUUGUCCAUUACAUUCUUAUUUUCAGUGGUCUGCGUACCUCUAUUAGAGAAAUUUACAACAAUGAAGGCAUUGCUGGAUUCUUUAGGUAAGAACUAUGUCUCAAUAUAUUAUUCAUCUCUUUCUGAAAAAAUCUAAUUUCUUUUUGUAAAAUCCUCAGAAAUAAGUACCCUAGCACUAAGCAAAAGUUUUGAGGAGAGAGGUUUCAUUUGAAUGGUAAACCCAUAGAAUUCUGUCCACAGAUUUAAGUCUUAGAGUAACAAGUAAUCAAGCCAUUACUUCAUCUGGGUGUAAAAGGGUACUUAAGAAUUGCACAUAGGUAUAUAAUAUUAUUUUUUCAAUUUUUGUUAUUGCCUUCCAACUCAUUACACUGAUCAACAGCAUUGUGUCACAUGGUUCCCUAAAUCAUCUUGUUCACCGGUCAACUUACAUCUAAAAUAGUUUCUCUGUGUAGUGGAUAGGGUUCACAAAGUUAGUUUUACACAAGAAGAAAGUUCAAAGAGGGAGAAAAGGCCUUAAGUCUUUGUCAAUCUUUGUUUAAAUCUUUUUUGUUUUUUAAUCAAGUGCCUAAAACAAUGUUUUUACUCAUGAAUCACAGCACCUUCAGUAGUUAGCUUAUUUUUUAAAAAUACUGGUAGUUUAUGCUUGUUUAGUGACAACAACCUUUUCUUCAUCCACUCUUCCUCUUUAAAGUGGUAUCAUUCCUCGUCUCAUUGGAGAGAUCCUUUCCUUGUUGUUAUUUCGUGGAGCAUGCUUCUUGGUUAGCAAGUACGCUAUUGACAGUGAGGUAUGGACUUAUAAUAAAAAACAACUGAUCUGAAUGUUGGAAAUGUAAGCCUGCCUUAUGACUACCCUUGACUGUCAGUUUGAGAACUCUUCAUGGUUUUUUUAUGACAUUCAAUAGAGCAGAAAGAAUCCCAAUUUCACAGGCAAAAGUUAUGUGUUGGAUGUGCCAUCAUUGGACUCUCACCCGACCUAUCUCCGACCCCCACCCCUCUCCAGAACCCCCAUCACCAACUACCACCCAUCUCAUUCCAGUCAGGGAAUUUUGGUGACUAACUGGUCUUGUCAAAAACACCCUCUUGAUCUAAAAUAACUAUACAGUCGAAUCCCGAUAACUCGAACCUUCAAGGGAAAUAGAAAACAGUUUGAGUUAUUGGGAGUUUGAGUUAUCGAGGGUAAAAUUAUAUAGAAAAUGAUCUGAAGGGAAAUGAAAAUUGCUUCGAGUUAGCGGGAGGUUCGAGUUAUAGAGGGUUCGAGUUAACGGGAGUCGACUGUACUAGUCUAACUCAGUCUAACCCAUUACAGACAGUUGGCAGAAAAAUUUCACAUAAGACAGUAAACGACAGUUGGCAGACAGCUGGCCAACAGUUUUUUGGGAAGCUGUUCUUCACUUUUUUCUAAUAAGGCCCUUUUAGGGUUAAAUUCUGACAAGCAACAUGGCCUUGAAACAGCGACAUAAGACAGAUGGAAUGGCGACAAACAACAUGAAGAUGGGUUGACUGGGACAGCGUCAGGGAAAAUCACAAAAUUAAUACAAUAGUAAAAUAAUGACAGCAACAUGGCCUCCUAUUCAAUACGUGAAAUGUCUGAACAUAAAAUUCAGACAAGGGCCGCACAUACCCCCCCCCCCCCCCCCCCUCAUAAAGCCUCAUUUUUUUAUGGUAUUGGCACCCAUCUCUUAACUCGUCAGUAUACUCUCCUUUUUUGUAUUUUUCUCACUUAAUUUNAAUGAAUUAACUAAAGAAAAAUGCAUUCAACAGAGAACUCAAGACAAUUGUGAUGAGACGGUAGGUCAGCUCAGGGCAGCCUCUAAAAAGACCUAAAAAUUCCUGUCUAUUUGGCCGGGACAAAAAUUAAAUAAUACAUUAAAAAUAUUAAUAUUUGCUGUAGCUGCCCCAAAACUGUGCAAAAAUCUCCCAUUAAAUUUAAGAUUGCAUGAGCAACUUGGUUGUCAUUUUUAAGAAUCUUUUUAAAACCUACCUUUUUAAAAAUUGGCAUUUAACUUGUAAUUAAUUUCCUCUAAAUUUUAACCUUUGAAUUUUUAUUAUAGUUUUAUUGUAAAGUAAGAUGAGCAAAUAGUGAUAAUGACACUAUAUAAAAUAAUGUCUUAUCAUCUUCUUCUUAUUAUUAUUAUUAUUAUUAUUAUUAUUAAUACAAGCCAAGAUUAGCUGUAGACCAUUAUUUUCCAGUGAAUAAAGGUAAUUUUUCCUCACCUAUAAUAUUUUUGAGAAUGAACACAAAAACAAUACAGUGAAAACCAAUAAUGUAUUAAUAUAUUUUUCCUUUUUUGUGUUAAACAUGCAUGUUUUCCUAAAUCUCUAAUGAUAAUUUUUAAUUGAAGUAUGUUGCCGGAGUGGUCACAUAUCCAUUUACACUGGUGUCAAACAUGAUGAUCGUCAACCAUGUUGGGUUAGUCUUGCUGUUAUCUUUAUUUUUAUUUAAGUGUGACCAUAGAGUUCAGCUGUAAUCAAUAUUAAACCUUCAAUGCACUUAACAUUUUCAUGAGGCCAAAUUUAAGUACAGUGGUCACAUUGUCUUCAUAUGGGGUAACUUUGGAGAACAAAAUAAUCCACACCCCUCCCCUCUCCCCUUCAUUCAAAGUUGGAGUGAUGGUUGUUUUCUAAAUUGAACAGUGCCACAACAUCACAUGGAGGGGAUUGGGGAGGGAAGGCUUUGUUUUCCCCUUUUGAAGUUGGCAAAAUGUCAGAGAGGCGCAAAGGGCAAAGGGUCUCAAGUUAUUUUGUCACUGAUUGUUGAUAACCAUAGUAAAAACUACAUUUGUACAUUCAAGGAGUUUACUGAGAAGGGAGCAGCUGUCAAGUUUUCAAUAAUUAUUUCCUGUAAAAGGUUUUACAGUGUGGGUAAAUGGCUGAAAGAAAAGUUUGACCCAGGGCUGUUGUUAAGGGCUGAGGGCCCAGGACUUUCCUUGGCCAAGUUUGAACUACCUACUUUUCAUGUAGAAAUAUCUGAAAACUGACAAUGCAAGAACAGUAAAAUUAAUAAGCCUAUUUUUCCUGUUUCCCCAGCUAGUUCAUUAAAUGUUGGAGGUGGUAAAAUUUUAAGCAUGGCAUGCUGGUAAUGACAGCAUGAAAUCAAGCCAUGCUUGGUAUAAAAGGAGGAGAUAUAUAUAUUUGGGAAAUGAAUUAAUGAUAAAUCAAAACAAUAAGUCAUGUGGUAUCAGAUCUGAUAAUGGUAUUGUUCUUUUUUGAUGGUUUAGACUUGCCGCAGGUGAACUCCCUGCAAUGCCUGUGUUUUCUGGAUGGACAGACUGUUUUAAACAUCUCAGGAAAACGGUAAUGGUCAGGAUUUUGAGUGUGAAGAGUAUGCUAAGAUCUUAGGUUUGCAGAUAUCUAGCGAUCUUACGUGGAAUAACCACAUAUCCAAUAAUAUUGUUCGUGUGAUGAGGCGCUUUCCAUGACUGGGCUAGUCCCCUUACACAGGUGCCAUGAGUUCUUAAGUGACAAUCUUUUUAAUUACAUCCUGUGUAAUCCUUCGCACAAGCUGUACAGAUUCCUCCCUUCUAAGAACAAGUGCGAGGUCAAUAUCUAUCUAUCUAUCUUAUGACUGCAUUACAUGUGUGAUUUCANUCUAAAUUUUAACCUUUGAAUUUUUAUUAUAGUUUUAUUGUAAAGUAAGAUGAGCAAAUAGUGAUAAUGACACUAUAUAAAAUAAUGUCUUAUCAUCUUCUUCUUAUUAUUAUUAUUAUUAUUAUUAUUAUUAAUACAAGCCAAGAUUAGCUGUAGACCAUUAUUUUCCAGUGAAUAAAGGUAAUUUUUCCUCACCUAUAAUAUUUUUGAGAAUGAACACAAAAACAAUACAGUGAAAACCAAUAAUGUAUUAAUAUAUUUUUCCUUUUUUGUGUUAAACAUGCAUGUUUUCCUAAAUCUCUAAUGAUAAUUUUUAAUUGAAGUAUGUUGCCGGAGUGGUCACAUAUCCAUUUACACUGGUGUCAAACAUGAUGAUCGUCAACCAUGUUGGGUUAGUCUUGCUGUUAUCUUUAUUUUUAUUUAAGUGUGACCAUAGAGUUCAGCUGUAAUCAAUAUUAAACCUUCAAUGCACUUAACAUUUUCAUGAGGCCAAAUUUAAGUACAGUGGUCACAUUGUCUUCAUAUGGGGUAACUUUGGAGAACAAAAUAAUCCACACCCCUCCCCUCUCCCCUUCAUUCAAAGUUGGAGUGAUGGUUGUUUUCUAAAUUGAACAGUGCCACAACAUCACAUGGAGGGGAUUGGGGAGGGAAGGCUUUGUUUUCCCCUUUUGAAGUUGGCAAAAUGUCAGAGAGGCGCAAAGGGCAAAGGGUCUCAAGUUAUUUUGUCACUGAUUGUUGAUAACCAUAGUAAAAACUACAUUUGCACAUUCAAGGAGUUUACUGAGAAGGGAGCAGCUGUCAAGUUUUCAAUAAUUAUUUCCUGUAAAAGGUUUUACAGUGUGGGUAAAUGGCUGAAAGAAAAGUUUGACCCAGGGCUGUUGUUAAGGGCUGAGGGCCCAGGACUUUCCUUGGCCAAGUUUGAACUACCUACUUUUCAUGUAGAAAUAUCUGAAAACUGACAAUGCAAGAACAGUAAAAUUAAUAAGCCUAUUUUUCCUGUUUCCCCAGCUAGUUCAUUAAAUGUUGGAGGUGGUAAAAUUUUAAGCAUGGCAUGCUGGUAAUGACAGCAUGAAAUCAAGCCAUGCUUGGUAUAAAAGGAGGAGAUAUAUAUAUUUGGGAAAUGAAUUAAUGAUAAAUCAAAACAAUAAGUCAUGUGGUAUCAGAUCUGAUAAUGGUAUUGUUCUUUUUUGAUGGUUUAGACUUGCCGCAGGUGAACUCCCUGCAAUGCCUGUGUUUUCUGGAUGGACAGACUGUUUUAAACAUCUCAGGAAAACGGUAAUGGUCAGGAUUUUGAGUGUGAAGAGUAUGCUAAGAUCUUAGGUUUGCAGAUAUCUAGCGAUCUUAUGUGGAAUAACCACAUAUCCAAUAAUAUUGUUCAUGUGAUGAGGCGCUUUCCAUGACUGGGCUAGUCCCCUUACACAGGUGCCGUGAGUUCUUAAGUGACAAUCUUUUUAAUUACAUCCUGUGUAAUCCUUCGCACAAGCUGUACAGAUUCCUCCCUUCUAAGAACAAGUGCGAGGUCAAUAUCUAUCUAUCUAUCUUAUGACUGCAUUACAUGUGUGAUUUCAAAAUUAAAGAAUAAUACUUGCAAAGUAUAAAAUAGUUAUGUAAAACUGCACAAUGUGCAUGGUUUUUUUUUGAGAUGUCAUCUUCAAAAAAACCAUGCCUUUUACUCAGUUAAUUAAGGUAAAUGCAUGGUCAUUGCUAACCAAGAUCUUACAAUUUUAUUUUUUAUUUGAAAGGAAGAAAAAACACUAUGAUUCGAAACAAGUUUACAUUUACAAGUGACUUCAUAGUAAAAAAUAAUGAUCUUCUCUAUUCCAGGGUAACUUGUGGCGAGGAUCCAGCAUGUUCCGACGGACUGUUCGCCAAGUAAAAGGGAACUAG